Messenger RNA from Malassezia vespertilionis, 1398 nucleotides. Its product is annotated as protein-serine/threonine phosphatase. The transcript has a single exon. Gene Ontology annotation, cellular component: plasma membrane. NCBI's taxonomy places the organism in Eukaryota, Fungi, Basidiomycota, Malasseziomycetes, Malasseziales, Malasseziaceae. Gene Ontology annotation, molecular function: phosphoprotein phosphatase activity. Bases 1 to 1398 code for a protein of 465 amino acids. The record is from RefSeq and is a predicted model, not a curated record.
AUGUCGGCGCGGGACGAUGCGCCGGGCCUCGACCCCGAUUUCCACCGUGCACCGCAAGCGCUGCCCACUACCACAGAAACUCCCAACGUGUUUGUCACAGCUGCACCUUCACCAGAGCCGAAUGCAAUGCACUCGGCCGUGGCGCACGAGCAGCAUGCGCCGCUGACCGAGCCGGAGCAAGCUGCGACGCAAGUUCCGAAUAACUUGUCGGAGAGGAGCGUGCAUACGUCGCCGUCCGGUACACAACUCUCACGUCUGCAACAGAAUGUCUCUGGUCCACGUUCGCAGCCAGCUGCCGACGCUGCGCCCAAGCGCCCGCGCGGGUUAAAGAAGCUGCUCGCGAUGAUGACAUGCUCUUCCGGCUCGGCCACAGCCGCUGCCGCAAACGAUCAUUUGCAAAGCAAGCCUGCGCAUGAUUCGACCCUGUCGAAGAAUGGGCAGGCACCCAAGCUUCAGAAUUUGCUGGGUAUACCAGCAUCAUCCACAGCACAAACGGUGGGCUCGACACAGGAAAAGAAUGGGCCGAUUCGGUCAUCGAUCGGCGCCGGCCUCGCCUCGGGAGGUGUGCUUGGUGCUGCUUUGGGUGGCAGUUAUCAUGACGAUACUGACGCACAUUUGCCCAGUCGGGAUAGUGUUAUUGGGCCGCCUACCACCGCAGGACAUACGGAAGAGGAGUAUGCAUUUGGCAACGAUAUCAUUACUUCUGUUUCACCUACAGGCGGCGCACCGACAGGGUACGCCCUGGACCUCGCUUCGGAGCAGGAGUUGUAUGCUGCGGAGCAGCGGCUUAUACAGCAAGGCGGCAACGGUAUUCCUCUGGAUGAAAGCGGCAAGCCGAGGCCGCUACUGGCACCCACGUUGUCCAUCGAUGCAAAUCGCAAAUGUCUUGUCCUUGACUUGGACGAAACGCUGGUGCAUAGCAGCUUUAAAAUGGUCCCCAACGCUGAUUUCAUCGUUCCGGUUGAGAUUGACGGCGUCACACACAAUGUGUACGUCAUCAAGCGGCCUGGAGUCGACGAAUUUAUGCGCCUAAUGGGGCAGAUAUACGAAGUGGUCAUCUUCACCGCGAGCUUGAACAAAUACGCGGAUCCGGUGAUUGAUAUUUUGGAUAUGCACAAGGUGGUUCGACACCGGCUUUUCCGCGAGUCUUGCCACAAUCACCAUGGAAACUAUGUGAAGGAUCUCUCUCAACUGGGCCGUCCGCUGCAUGAUACCAUUAUCCUGGACAACUCGCCAGCGUCCUACAUUUUCCACCCCACCAAUGCCGUCCCCGUCUCGAGCUGGUUUAACGAUCCUCACGACACAGAGUUGACGGACUUGUGUCCUUUCUUGGAUGACUUGACCUCUGUGGAUGACGUGCGCAUUGUCCUGGACGGUUUCAUUGGGUCUUCUCUCUAG